AUGUACGAGGUAUCGUGCGUGGCUGGUAACAAAGUGGAUGCGGCAUACGCGGUGAAGAGUCUGUCCAACGUGAUACCGCCCGGCAUGGGGAACAGCGUGUCCGUACAGCGCCACCACGCGCACUCACAGUCAUACAAACACAAGCCGGAAACACAGCCGGUCAGUAAACCCGAUGCGAUCAAGUCACACGUGAUGAGACUGUUGAAACGAUCCAAGAGCCACACACCGGCCACCAGGGUUGACACGCAGCCUGACGCGAGGACCUUCGAUAGAAGAACGGUCUUCGCUAAGCCUGUAGCAGAUGAACAGCGUAGAAGAAGAAACUCGGCGGAAAGGCGGAGGAGUGCUGAUAAACGAGUGAUGGUCACCAUAGUGGACGGUCUGCCGGUUGUCGUCACCAACCAGGGUCAACCAUCACACAACCCACCACCGGUUACGCACCAUCGACACUCACACAGAGAUAAGGUAGGAAUAUAA
Messenger RNA from Danaus chrysippus (African queen), 477 nucleotides. The record is from the annotation of a GenBank genome assembly. NCBI's taxonomy places the organism in Eukaryota, Metazoa, Arthropoda, Insecta, Lepidoptera, Nymphalidae.